AUGUACGACAUUUUGAAGUUGGUUGAAUCAAACUCAUAUGACGAGUUGGAGUAUCUCUUGGACACAUGGACAGCUUCGCCAUUCGUCAAAACCACCAUUACUCAACGUCUACGCACAGUCAAAAGUGUACUGGACAGUGCUAACUUUGAUGGAAAGACGCGAAUCAUCAUCUUUGUCACUCAAUCAUCAACAAAAUCAACAACAGUUCGAGCAUUCCACUUGGUGUUCAAAGAUAGGAGACUGGGCAUGAUCAUCAUGAAGACGAUUGGUGAUGUGUACAGGAGGUUUGGUGUCAACGAUGACCAACUGAUCAAAGGUGGAGAACUUCUGGCCAAUCAUUCACUGGUCGACUAUAUCAAGUAUGGUGCCAUUGAAUGGUUCCUCAAGUCAUACUACCCAGUUGCCAACAUAUACCCUGACAACACCAAGUUGCUCACAGCAGCACUCAUUCGUGCCGACACCCAAGUUAUGGACGCCCCCCUGGCCAACCCCUCUAUGAAUAUCCUUCAUCAUGAGUAUGAUUCCAUCCUACAAUCAAUCGUGGAGCAUCAUUCACACUGUCAUCAGGAUGGAUGGGAGCGCAGCAUCGAUGAGAUGCUGACACUCAAUCAAAUGUCAAAGUACAAGGUUGAUGGUUUGAUUUUUCCCAAGGUCAACCAUCCAGCGCUCAUGUACAAGUUGAUCACGAUCAGCAAAGAUGUCUACCCAACGCAACACAUCAAAGUGAUGUUCAAGCAUUGGAUCAGCGACAAGGAGGCCUUUGAUCGAGCUCUUGGACCUGGCCCAUUGCCCUCACUCGAAUCACACGUCCAGCCCAGUACCCAAUAUCAUGUGGACCCGGCCACUUGCAAGUUCCUAAUGAAGGAUGUGAUGAAAUCACUCCUGAUGCAAUGUGCAGAGAAUGGCAAGAUCGACGUGUUCGAUCACAUUAUCGAUCGCCUCGAAGUCUUGUCAUUUUUCGACAUCCGGGAUUUCAACUUGGCCUUCCGUAUUGCCGCGACCAAUGGCCAUCUUGACUUUGUCAAACGGCUCCAUGAGAUCAUUGUCUACCAUGACGCUGGCCCAAGAUACUUCCAUUUCUACCCGAUCUCUGACGUGUUGAAAAAGGGCCACGAGCAUGUGGCCGACUUCCUGCUCGGACUCCCAUUGGACAACAAUGAUGGCGACGACUAUGACAUGGACAGUGAUGGCGACGACUACGACAUGGACAGUAAUGAUGAUGAGGAUGAUUAUGAUAAUUAUGAAUUAUCGAUCGGACCUGUGAUUGACAUCCAUCCAAGCAUACUGUCGAUUGGUUUGAUACAGAGGUUGUUGGCACUUCAUCAAAUCAGGUUCAACUCCAGCACUUUGCUGGCGCAUGCCAUACUCAAUCAAGACAAGGCUAUCAUCAACUUGUUGGAGCGAUCAUCUUAUUCAAACAGGUUCAAAUCAGACUAUCACUUCGCACUGGGCGCCGCCGCGAUCACUGGUGAUGUUGAGAUGGCCGAGAUGAUCAUUCAAGAGCACCCUGAUGAGUGCAUCCCGCCAGAGUACGUGGACAAGGAUUUCAAGAUAUAUCGUCAAGAUCAUGAAGAGGACAGUGACGAUGACGAUGAAGACGAUGAGGAUGGAAACCUAGUCUUUGAGUUCUACCCCGAGGAGUCAACAACAAAGUUAUCCAGUCAAUGCCAUUCGAUUGCUUAA
Molecule: messenger RNA, 1683 nt
Organism: Acytostelium subglobosum LB1
Lineage: Eukaryota; Evosea; Eumycetozoa; Acytosteliales; Acytosteliaceae
Exons: 2
Coding region: 1-1683 (560 amino acids)
Source: RefSeq, a predicted model, not a curated record